UUUUGUUCUAUUUUUUUGUUUUCAUUUUUUGAAUCCGCGCUUCCACGCUGCCGGGACAAAACAAAAAUUAAAAGAACAGCACAUCAAAUUUAUUGAUAGUGAUUGGAGAUCAACAACCAAGACAAACAGCAUGUCUAUGAAUAAGUUCAUGCAUCCGCGGAAUAUCUAUCGGCAAAAACCGGACUUCCAAAUCCUCGUUAAACAAUAUCCGGAGUUGUCCUCAGUAGCGACCGUCGAAUUGAAUGGCAAACUUAAACUUGAUUAUAAAGAUAAGAAAGCCUUACAAUUACUCACAAGUUGUUUGUUGAAGCGGGAUUUCGGUUUGCAAGUGGACCUUCCUCCAGAUAAACUAAUUCCAGUAUUGCCCCUUCGGCUGAACUACAUCCUUUGGCUGGAGGAUAUGGAAAACGCAUUGGGAUGGAAAAGCCAAACGAUUGUUAAGGGAUUGGAUAUUGGCUGUGGUGCUUCAUGCAUCUAUCCACUGUUGGGUGUUGUCCAUUCCAAGCACCGUUGGAGAAUGGUCGGACUGGAACUGAUGGAAGACAGCGUACAAUGGGCUGGUAGGAACGUGGAAAAAAAUGGCCUAAAGGACAACAUCGAAGUGGUUCAGCAGAAAUCGAAUGAUGGAAGUAUCCUAAAACACUUUAUGAGUGGAAGGGAGAGUUUUGAUUUCUGCAUGUGUAAUCCUCCGUUUUUCAACGAUGAUGCAGUAUCACAUGAAAAUCGCACAUCUAGAAGAAAGGAACCAUCCAAUGCGGCUACUGGCAGCGAUAAAGAAUUGCGAACAGAAGGAGGUGAGCUUUGCUUCUUAGAACAAAUAAUCGACGAAAGUUUGGAAUUGAAAGAGCGAAUCACGGUUUACACAUCGAUGAUUGGACAUAAGAAAAAUUUUGAAGAGAUUAUCCGGGUUAUGAAAAGACGGUCUAUAAGCAACGUAACUACAACUCGGUUCUGCCAGGGGAAUACCACGCGGUGGGCUGUGGCUUGGAGUUUUUCCAGCGCUGCAAUAUUGUCGAAUGUACCUGAUCGUUUCGAACAAGAAACUGCAAGUCGUAAAGUUAUUGGUAAACCUCUUGAAGGACGAUUUUUGGCACUGGAUGAUGUUGAAACCGUUAUCGAAGCUGAAACUAAAUUAUUAGCUGUACUGGAAUCACUCGAGGUUCAGAUGAAUCCACUGGAAGGGAACACGGAUCGUAUGUGGGAGCUAGUGGCACAGGAAAAUACCUGGUCACAUCAACGUCGGAGGCGAAGGGAAGCACAGAGGAAGCUAAGCCCUGGAAGUGAAAACAGGAACAAUGUAGUGCGAGAGCUGGAAGGGACUCCCAGUAAGAGAUUAAAAGCUGAACAACAGCAAUGCGAGCCGGUACUGAAAGCUGUGCUGUGCUUAAAAACUAAAGAAGACGGGUACUACUUAGGCUUAAGCUAUUUGAGUGGCAUUGCUGGAAAAGAUGCACUCAAUCAAAUUUUACAGUUUGUAAAAAAUAACAUUCGAUCUUUGCGUUGAUUUCAA
This is a messenger RNA of Armigeres subalbatus, 1510 nucleotides long. Its product is annotated as U6 small nuclear RNA (adenine-(43)-N(6))-methyltransferase. Gene Ontology annotation, biological process: rRNA base methylation. Bases 131 to 1504 code for a protein of 457 amino acids. The transcript is spliced from 3 exons. Gene Ontology annotation, cellular component: nucleus. Gene Ontology annotation, molecular function: 23S rRNA (adenine(1618)-N(6))-methyltransferase activity. NCBI's taxonomy places the organism in Eukaryota, Metazoa, Arthropoda, Insecta, Diptera, Culicidae. The record is from RefSeq and is a predicted model, not a curated record.